GUGGGAGAAGUGAUAGUCCUUACCGGGGUAUACCACGGCGGCACAUUAUACGGCUAUGGUGGAAUCAGUCACUGGCGAGUUGUGGGUGGUGACUAGUCGACGACCCAUCCGUCCCUCGAUCUUCUUGUCGAUCUCCGGCUCGAUCUUUGGCUCGAUCUUUGGCUCGAUCUUCGGCUCGAUCUUCGGCUCGAUUUCUCGUGCUUCCCGACCGAAUGAACGUCGCGUCGUCCUUAGUCCAAUCGCGAUCGUAGCAAUCGAUAUCCGACCGAAUGCUCCGGACGAAAUCGUUUUCAACGUGCUCGGCAGCAGUGAUAUUCGUCGUAGCUUAAGAUGCCUCGUGCCAAGUUUAAACGACGCGCGUCUCGCGCCCUCCUCUGAAUAGAUCACAUUCUCUCACCGAAAACUUUUUCCUCCCUUCCUUCCUCCCUUCCUUCCUCCCUUCCCGCCUCCCUUCCCUCCCUCCCUCUCCCCUUACUUCUUUUUACUUUUUUCACUUUUACUCUUUGGGGAGCUUUUCUCGUGAGUUUGUUCAAAGUGGUCGUAGAAGAAAGUGGUGAAAGGAUAUAUAAACUGGCAUCCAUUGAAUCCUGCAAUCAUUCUCAAUGGAAUAUCUUUAAACAUAGUUCAAAAUUAAAUCAUGGAUAUUCAAUUUCGAAAGCGAUGAAAGAUUAGCCGUUUCAAGAUCAAGAUCGAAAUUGUCAGCAACUCGACGAACAUUUUUUUAAAUUAGCGUUAACUCGAUAGCAUCGAAUUAAAAGGAAAUAAAUGAGUGCAUAUAAUAUGAGUGCUAUAAGCUAGAACGAACAAUAAUGAAAGUCGGUAGAUAAUACGAUAGAAGUAAAAGUACCUGAUCGCUCCUCUUUCGAUUCUUUGAUUUUGAAGAUCCUGGAAUCAGAUCCGGUCAUCCGCCGGCAAUGUUUCUAUGAAUUAAUCAUCCGUAAUCUAAGUUUGACUUACAAAGGGAAGUAAAAUACGCAAAGUUUAAUUGAACGGAAAAUAAAGAGAGAAAGGCGUUUGAUAUUAGGACUUCCUGCGGAGGAGCACCCUUCGGCCGUCGCGUAGAUAUCGCAUAUCGAGAGAACGCACGCGCGUGUCUUCUCGAGCGUGUAACAGGUGUCCAGUGCGUGGCAAACAGCAAAUCUAUGACUUGAUGAAAUUUGUAUUGAUUUAAGCGAAGAACCGAUAGAAUCAGCUUCGAGAAAGGAUGAACAUGUCUCCUUGUAUACGAUUAUUCAAAUAAAAUGAACGAAUGAAGGAAUUGAGGAGAAUCGUUGGAGGAGGCUCGCUGAAUUGUUCAAAAAUCGUGGAAGAAAGAUCGUCAAAAUAGAAUAUCCCGGUGGUAGUGGUAUGUACGGGGGUGGUACGGGAGGUACAGGGUAUGGGGUCGGUUUGGGCCCGGGACCCGGGCCCCACUACGCUCCCUCGAGUUCCGGCGUGAGUUACCAAUUGGGCCCACCACCUCCACCUCCGCCAGCCGGUUGCCCCACCGGCGGAAGUCAGCUUCUGUCUUACGGACCCAACCUAUCGCCUCAUCACAUACAGCAGACGCAUUCGGACUCUCAGCAGUCGUCGAAAACACGAAGGUCGGACGAGGAUGACACCAGUGGAUGUAAAUAUAGAAGGCUGGAAGAUGAUAAUGUGCAGGACAAGGAGAGGUUUGCGAGGGAGAAUCAUUGCGAAAUAGAAAGGCGGCGGCGGAACAAGAUGACCGCCUACAUCACCGAACUCUCGGACAUGGUACCAACCUGUUCGGCCCUUGCGAGGAAACCGGACAAACUCACGAUACUGAGGAUGGCAGUGGCACACAUGAAAGCUCUCAGAGGGACCGGAAACACAGCGACCGACAACGCGUACAAACCAUCCUUUUUAACGGACCAAGAGCUGAAACAUCUGAUCCUAGAAGCCGCCGAUGGAUUCCUUUUCGUAGUGAGUUGCGACAGUGGUAGGAUCAUCUACGUUUCCGAUUCGGUCGCGCCUGUUUUGAAUUACACGCAGAGCGAUUGGUACGGGACGAGUCUUUACUCUCAAAUACAUCCGGAUGAUACCGAAAAAGUACGGGAACAACUCAGCGCUGCUGAACCUCAGCAAGGUGGAAGAGUAUUAGAUCUCAAGACCGGGACGGUCAAGAGAGAAGGUCAAUCGUCCAUGAGAUUGUGCAUGGGCUCGAGAAGAGGGUUCAUCUGUCGAAUGAAAGUAGGGAAUUUACAGACGACGGGUGACAUGGCGGCCGCUCACGGUCUUCAUCGUAUAAAGCAAAGAAAUUCUUUAGGUCCGCCCGCCAGGGAUGGGCAAAGUUACGCCGUUGUUCAUUGUACAGGAUACAUCAAAAAUUGGCCUCCCACCGGUGAUUUUGUUACCCCAUGUGUACCAGGUGUGGGCCUAGGUGACAGGGGGCCUGGAGGCGUUCAAACUGGACCCGACGGUGUAGUUACCGACGAAAGUUCAUCUACGCAUUGCUGCCUUGUAGCCAUUGGCCGAUUACAGGUCACUAGUACACCAAAUACUAAUGAUUUAGCGGGUUCCAAUAGCAAUAGCGAAUUUAUUUCACGUCACUCUUCGGAAGGUACGUUUACCUUCGUGGACCAAAGAGUCGGUGGAAUAUUAGGGUAUACACCUUCGGAACUUUUAGGGCAUAAAUGCUACCAAUUCUUUCAUCCGGAGGAUGAAACCCAUAUGCGUGAAAGCUUCGAACAAGUUUUGAAGCUGAAAGGACAAGUGGUUUCUGUGAUGUAUAGAUUUCGAGCUAAAAAUCGUGAUUGGGUAUGGUUGAGGACAUCGGCUUUUGCCUUUUUAAAUCCGUUUAGCGACGACGUGGAGUACAUCGUUUGCACAAACUCCCAUGCGAAGUCAUUCCAUUCCGGUAGUGAUGGGCAAACGGAAAGCGAAGCUGUACCUGCUUAUGGACAACCUGGUCUAGAUUACUCUCUUCAGAGACAUCCCACCAGGGAUCCUAUAUAUCCAGCGCAUCACAUGAUGCAACAUCCAGCGGCUGUCGCCGCAGCUGGUCCACAGCAACCUAGGCCGUCCAGUACACAAAAUGUUUAUCAAGGGUACGAGACUACGCAGUCACCUAUAGCUUACGGUUCACCUGGUCAACAAAGUACAACUUCUUCUGUAUUAAGUAGAAUUCAAAAACCUGCAAAUACAUCUCCGACUCCUGUACAACAAGCAUGGGCAAUUGGUCGUCAGCAACCUGUAACAGAAGGAUAUCAAUACAGUCAAUUAAGUCCGUCUAGGUCACCGAGUGGACCGACCUAUACGCAAUUGAGUAGCGGUGCAAGAACGCCAGCUACGCAAUAUCACGCAGUCACGACAGUGCCUAAUAAUCCGGGUAUGUGGGGAUGGCAAGGACAGCAACACCAAACGCCACAACAAGAUGCUGCACAAUCAAAUCCACAAGUUACUGGCCAAUCGCAGCCACCUCAUCCUACGCAGGCUGGUGGUCCUGGCACUCAACCUCAAGAGCUCUCAGAUAUGUUACAAAUGUUACAAGACCAAGGUGGCGCUUCCGGAUUUGAAGAGUUAAAUAUGUUUACUACCACAUUUGAGUAGCGACCAACGACAAAAAUUGCCGACACUCUUACAUCUUAAAGUUCUUAUCAUUUUUUGGAUUAUUCUAAGCAUCUUAAUCCACAUUCUCUUAUUUAAUUAUUUCGACUUGUGCAAAGUUUAUGAUUAGCACCUUCUCUAUAUGCUCUAUAAACAUUAUGUUAUCAUCAGAUUGGAUUAGCGUAAUGAUUAGGUACUAAUCGAUUAUUUCUUUCCGCAUGCAUUUCAGAUAUUACGUUCUUCCAAGGACUUUUUUGAAUUAUGCUCUCAAAAUUAUAUGAAUUUUACAAUGCAUUCUUAUUAAGAUCAGUGGAUAUUAUUAUUUAGCUAAAGUGCCAUUAGAGAAUGCUUGCUCCUAUUAUGUGUUUUUAACAGAUAUUUUAACAGAUAAAUUACAAAAAAGAAUAAAAAAGCAAAGUUAAUAAUUAUUAACACGAAGGUAAUUAUAUGAAGAUAUUUAAAUAUUUUAUUCUUCUUUAAUGUAAUUAUGAAUUCGAUUAUUUUAGAUAAUGCGUUUCGCAAGAGUGCGAAAAUCCCCACAUUAUUUUAUAGUCAAUAUGAUUUAAUAAUUUGCAAAGGAAUGACAAACUUUGUGUUUUAUUGAUUCAAUUUGUGUGUCUCUCUCUCUCUCUCUUUCUCUUUCAAAGUAGUUUAUUAUUUUGAAGCUUAUAGUAGACAUUGCAACGUGUUCAGAAGAUAGAAGCCUGCUUUACAUGGCAUAUAUAAAUACGUGUGGUAUGAUAAGUAACGAUUGCAAUCUUCUGAAAUCACCAAUGUCUUAAACUUUAUUUGUCCUUGUUCAAAGAAGUAGUGUAAUAUGAUCUUUUUAUUCAUUAGAAUAUUUCAUACUUCAUUUUGUAUACAUAACAAAUUCUUUUUAAGAUAUGAAUUAGAUAAUGUGUUACUUGAUUAUUAAAAAGGAAUAUUUUUCAAAUUAAUCAAUCGAAUCUAUACAAAGCAUGAUCAUUUUAAUACCAGCUUAUCGUUAGACAUAUAAGGUUAGCUUAAUUAUUUUUAAUUUAGAUCUUUGUAAUUAUAAACCGUGCAAUCAUAAAUCAACAUUUGACGGAAAUUGUUCAAACUUGACAAUGUACAAAAUUAUGUAACCCACUUUGCUUCUCUGUGCAAAACACCAUUUUUAGAUACUCUUAAAGAAAAAUAUAGAUAAUGUUAUACAUAUAAAUAAU
Polistes canadensis is the source of this 4736-nucleotide messenger RNA. It is a transcript of the gene tgo, whose product is annotated as aryl hydrocarbon receptor nuclear translocator homolog. Gene Ontology annotation, cellular component: cytoplasm; nucleus; transcription regulator complex. The record is from RefSeq and is a predicted model, not a curated record. Lineage: Eukaryota; Metazoa; Arthropoda; Insecta; Hymenoptera; Vespidae. Gene Ontology annotation, biological process: regulation of transcription by RNA polymerase II. Gene Ontology annotation, molecular function: RNA polymerase II cis-regulatory region sequence-specific DNA binding; DNA-binding transcription factor activity, RNA polymerase II-specific; protein dimerization activity. The coding region runs from base 1348 to 3552 and encodes 734 amino acids. The transcript has 12 exons.